UCUUUAUCUGAGUCUAAGAGACUUUCUAGAAAACAGGAGUUUAUGAGUGACACCAAUCUCUCUGACCAUCCUCCUUCAAACCAGACUUCUGUUCUCAAACAAAUGAGCUUUGCAAGCCGCUCCAUGCCAACUAUUCCAGCUUUAACAUUUUCCACUGCCAAUUGCCCAACAUAUGAAGACCAAAAUCAAAGUCCCAGAAUGAGCCAAUCGAAUUUUGCUGGACUUGAGACUGAUAAGAAGACUAUAAAGAAAAGCAAGAUGAAUCAAUUUUUUAAAACAAUGCGUCCCUCCAAGGUUACUGAUGAUGGAAAACAACCUACAGACUUGCCAACAGAAUCCCUUUCAAUAGACCUCUAA
This is a messenger RNA of Staurois parvus, 357 nucleotides long. Lineage: Eukaryota; Metazoa; Chordata; Amphibia; Anura; Ranidae. The record is from the annotation of a GenBank genome assembly.